GGUCGGUAUCUACUCAGCAAGCGAGCGACACUUGAGGUGAAUUUGACGCUGCGAGCAACGCGACGAACCGCACCUGAACAAAGCGAGUGACGAGAGAAGUACGACGACUACGGAUAGCGCUACAAGUCGAUCAUCACGGAAACACAAUGGCUGUCCAAAGCAACGGCACGCAUGGCCCAUCCGUCCGAUUUGCACCACCCAAAUCAACCUCAUCCCCAUCAAGAAUCAACGGUGAUGACUCCGUGGAAGUAGAAGUGGAAGAAUACGACCAGCCCGAAUCCUCCCCCUACGAAUCCCGCCGCGUGAUCCUCCUCCUGGGCCCCCACGAACGCAAACACUCCGUGCCCGAGUACUACCUCCGCCAAUCCCCGAUCUUCAUCGACAUCCUCAGCACGUACCCGCACUUCAUCACCAAGACAGUCCCCUGCAUCCCCCUGCCGGACGUCGACGACGACCUCAUCCACACGGUCGUCCACUACCUGCACACAGGCAGCUACCAGACGCUGCGGCCCGCGGGGGGCAGCGACUGGACCAAGACCGAGUACCGGCGCAGCGUGCUCGUCUACGGCGCGGCGGCCCGCUACGAGCUGCUGGGCCUGCAGACCCUGGCGCGCAAGUACCUGCAGAAGCUGGACACCCACCUCAGCAUCUUCGACGUGCUGGGAAUCGCCCGGAAGGUGUACGGGGGCGGCAAGGGGUCGACGAUCCCGGACUACGACCCCUGGUUUUUCGAGGUCUAUGUCCGCGGCAAGAUGGCCGAUGCCUUCGUCGAGGAUCGCGAUCUCUUCGAGCGCCCCCGGUUCCAGUAUCUGCUGGGCGCGGAGACGGGGUUCGAUCGGUUCUUGGUGCAGGCGCUGGUCUCGAUCUACGAGGCGAGGAUUGCGGAGUUGGAGAAGAGGGCCGUGCGAAAUGGGGGUGGGGGUGGGUUGCAGCAGCGGGAUGAUAAGUAUGAGGAUCUGAGGAAUGCCGGAGUGAGAGAUGAGAGGAGAGGGGUGUAUGAGCGACUACAUCUGGAAGCACAUGCGGAGGAGUUGAUCGACGAGCGACCGCCGUCCAGUGCCCAUGUCUCCGAGGGGUAUCCUGUCUCCGUGGCCGAGGAGCCGAUCGAGGACUUUCAAGACACCCAUACUACUGCUGCCGCUGCCGCUGGCUCUGGCACCGAGAAAUACGAAGAAGAGCUCCCAGCCGAGAGAUACACGCCCAUCGAGCAGCCGAUCAAAGAGGAGGAGCCCAUUCCUGACGCCGACGACGGCGGCAAUGAUGACAGAUACCACCGUGCUGAACCGCUCGAGCCCGCCGCAGAUGACACCUGGAACGGGUGGGGGAGCUGGGCAGCCCGCACGAGGGAAUGGGGCUAUACGACGGUCAUCCACGAGGAGGAGCCUGCAGCCACAGACCCCGAUCCCAUCGCCGAGAAAGACCCCCUCCCCGAGCCGGUGGCAGACGAGCCGCUCCCGGAUUACGCCGAGGUUCAGCAGCCGGUGGUGGUGUCAGACCACCCCCACGCCCACCAGGAGAAUCAGAGCCCCCUGGAGAACGGCAAGAAGAAGGACCGCAAGAAGGACCGCAAGAAGCGGAGCACCAUGAGCCGCACGCGGGCGCUGUUUUCCUCGGCGGAGGAACAGCCGCGCGAGCAGGCGGUCUUUUGACGUGCCAUAGAACAGUAUGUACAUAAAUGGCGUUAUUCCUAGACUGUGGUCGUUGCUGGGGUUUGGGUGCUUUUAAU
Molecule: messenger RNA, 1726 nt
Organism: Aspergillus fijiensis CBS 313.89
Lineage: Eukaryota; Fungi; Ascomycota; Eurotiomycetes; Eurotiales; Aspergillaceae
Exons: 3
Coding region: 147-1649 (500 amino acids)
Source: RefSeq, a predicted model, not a curated record